AUGGUUCUUAAAUCUAUUGUUGUUGUAUCUUUUGUGUUUUUUAUUUGUACAAUUGAAAGUGUUGUUGGAGGAAAACUUAGAGAGGAGAAGACAACCCUUGGACAUGGUGAGGAGAUAAGCAAGAUUAGAGGAAGUUUUGGGUGUGAAGUUGGAGAAGAAACUUGUGGUGAGAUUAGAGGGAAAAAUGUGUUGGAUGGUGGUAUAGCAGGAAACAUAGGGUUAAAUGAUGUCAACAGAGGGCAAGUUGGCUUCAAUUUUGAUAUAAUUUUUGGACCUCGAACAAUAAAUGAAACCAAAGCUUCAGUUGGAGAUUCAAAUGAUAAUGGAGCAAUAAGCAUGGGGGGAUCCGCAAAUGGAAAUGGAAUCGGAGCUGCAGCUGGAAUUGGAGCAGGAGCUGGAGUUGGAGCUAAGGGACCUGGAGCCGUAGCUGGACUUGGAGCUGGCGCCGGUGCCGGAGCCGGAGGUGGAAAUGGAGCUGGAGCUGGAGCUGGAGCAGGGGCUGGAGCUGGAGCAGGAGGAGGGAAUGGAGCCGGAGCCGGAGCAGGAGCCGGAGCCGGAGCUGCAGCUGGAGCUGGAACCGGAGCUGGAGUCGGAGCCGGAGGUGUAAUUCCUCCCUACACUGCAUCUUCUCCUCGAGCUGCUCCUCCUCCUGCAUCUGGAUAUAUGGCUACUGCCGAAUAUAGAUCCAUUUUUUGA
Molecule: messenger RNA, 696 nt
Organism: Lactuca saligna
Lineage: Eukaryota; Viridiplantae; Streptophyta; Magnoliopsida; Asterales; Asteraceae
Source: the annotation of a GenBank genome assembly